GCAACCUUUUCCAACAGAUUAUAAAGGAUUGUACCGCCAUAACUACUGCACAUCAUUUUCCCAUACUCUUAUUCUGAUCAUCGUCACGUCACUCGUCAUCCACUUCAUGGCCACAGCCAUACGCCUCCGCCGGUUCGGUGCAAUCGCCGCAGCAUCCGGCGCCGUCUAUUACACACUCCUUAGCAACCCCUCAAUCUCCUCCAAUGAUCGCAGCGGCGGUGGGCCAUUCCUCACCGCCAUAAAGCAGAAAAUUACGGACCCAUUUUCAGUUGUUCCAUCUCGUAAUGUUCAGGAGUCGGCUCUGAUGGGGUCCAGCUCGUCCAAUCCCCUUGACAUCCUCGUCGUGGGAGGAGGCGCCACUGGUUGCGGAGUUGCCCUUGACGCCACCACACGCGGCCUUCGCGUUGGCCUUGUCGAGCGCGAGGACUUCUCCUCGGGCACCUCCUCCCGGUCAACUAAACUCAUUCAUGGAGGAGUUCGUUACUUGGAGAAAGCUAUUUUUAACUUGGAUUAUGGGCAAUUAAAGCUGGUUUUCCAUGCUCUCGAGGAGCGUAAACAAGUCAUUGAUAAUGCUCCACACCUCUGCCAUGCUCUGCCAUGCAUGACUCCAUGUUUUGAAUGGUUUGAGGCAAUAUACUACUGGAUUGGUUUGAAAAUGUAUGAUCUAGUUGCUGGGCGUCACUUGCUACACUUGUCUAGAUACUAUUCAGCACAAGAGUCGGUUGAACUCUUUCCUACUUUGGCCAGGAAUGGCAAAGACAAGACCUUGAAGGGCACUGUGGUUUAUUAUGAUGGACAAAUGAAUGAUUCACGCCUAAAUGUUGCACUAGCAUGUACAGCUGCUUUAGCUGGUGCAGCUGUACUUAACCAUGCAGAAGUGAUAUCCUUCCUUAGGGAUGAGGCCAAUGGUCGGAUAAUCGGUGCACACAUAAGAAACAACAUAUCAGGCAAGGAAUUUGAUACAUAUGCAAAAGUUGUGGUGAAUGCGGCUGGUCCAUUCUGUGAUUCUGUAAGGAAGCUGGCUGACAAAGAUGCAAAGAUGAUGAUCUCUCCUAGCAGUGGUGUACAUGUUGUGCUUCCUGACUAUUAUUCUCCAGAGGGAAUGGGCUUGAUUGUCCCCAAAACCAAGGAUGGUCGUGUUGUGUUCAUGCUUCCUUGGUUAGGGAGAACAGUUGCUGGCACCACUGAUUCAAACACUAAAAUUACGAUGCUACCAGAACCCCAUGAGGACGAGAUUGACUUCAUAUUGGAUGCUAUCUCUGACUAUCUUAAUGUCAAGGUUAGACGCACUGAUGUUCUCUCAGCUUGGAGUGGCAUUCGUCCAUUGGCUAUGGAUCCCAAAGCCAAAAACACGGAGAGCAUCUCCAGAGAUCAUGUCGUGUGUGAAGAUUUUCCUGGUCUGGUUACAAUUACUGGUGGAAAGUGGACUACAUAUAGAAGCAUGGCAGAGGAUGCUGUUGAUGCAGCUAUUAAGUCUGGAAAGUUGAGCCCGGCCAGCAAAUGCUCGACGUACAACCUACAGCUUAUAGGUGCUGAUGGAUGGGAUCCUGCAUCUUUCACUGUUCUAGCUCAGCAAUAUGUGCGCAUGAAGAAAUCAUAUGGUGGAAAGGUUGUUCCAGGUGUAAUGGACACUGUGGCAGCGAAACAUUUAUCGCAUGCCUAUGGUACUUUCGCCCAAAGAGUAGCUGCCAUUGCUCAGAAUGAAAAUCUGGGCAAGAGACUUGCCCAUGGAUAUCCUUUUCUAGAGGCUGAGGUUGCAUACUGUGCUCGGAAUGAGUACUGUGAAUCUGCAGUGGAUUUUAUUGCCCGAAGGUCUCGACUUGCCUUUCUUGACACUGAUGCAGCCGGGAGGGCGGUGCCUAGGAUCAUUCAGAUACUUGCUGCUGAGCACAACUGGGACAAGUCGAGGCAGAAGCAAGAAUUAAAUAAGGCUAAAGAAUUCUUGGAAACCUUCAAGUCAUCUAGAAAUGCUCAAUUUCAUGACGGGAAACACUAGUUGAUGAUGAUAUCAUUAAAAGGCAUAAUUUUGCCUACAACUGUGGAAGAAUUCCAUUACCGUUUCUUUUGGUCGGGAAAUUUCUUUUCUUUCGUAUAUCUUAAAAGAAUGCCUUUGAACAAUACUUUUAUGUAUUAUCCUGAGAGAGCAGCAAAAUUGCUAUUCAUGCAUAACCCUUCUCUCUCAUAUUUACCUGAAAAUAAUGUUUCUUUUCUACAUUAAAUUUCUGCCAUCCUUGUACAAGGUGUACAUCAAUGCCAGAUGUGGUGUCAAUAAACAUCAUUUGUAUAACA
Molecule: messenger RNA, 2289 nt
Organism: Olea europaea var. sylvestris
Lineage: Eukaryota; Viridiplantae; Streptophyta; Magnoliopsida; Lamiales; Oleaceae
Product: glycerol-3-phosphate dehydrogenase SDP6, mitochondrial
Exons: 7
Coding region: 107-1996 (629 amino acids)
Biological process (GO): glycerol-3-phosphate metabolic process
Cellular component (GO): glycerol-3-phosphate dehydrogenase (FAD) complex; mitochondrion
Molecular function (GO): glycerol-3-phosphate dehydrogenase (quinone) activity
Source: RefSeq, a predicted model, not a curated record